GAUUUAUAUAUAAGCAGGUAGGCACUGACCAAAUUGGCAUAUUCUACCUCUGCUCAUCAUCAUCUCUCUUUAUCUUUCAAUAGUCAAGACUCUUCUCUUCUCUGCUCUUCCUUUUCCAUUAGCUUGAUUUCCCCGUUUUUACGAAAUUUUUGGUGUUUGAGGAAGAUGGGUAGACAACCAUGCUGUGACAAAGUUGGGUUAAAGAAGGGUCCUUGGACAGCAGAGGAGGAUAAGAAACUCAUCAACUUCAUCCUCAACAAUGGCCAAUGCUGCUGGAGAGCUGUUCCUAAGCUUGCAGGAUUGUUAAGGUGUGGGAAAAGUUGCAGGCUGAGAUGGACUAACUAUUUAAGGCCAGAUUUGAAGAGAGGUUUUUUAUCAGAACAUGAAGAGAAAAUGGUCAUUGAUCUCCAUGCUCAACUCGGCAACAGAUGGUCCAAGAUUGCAUCUCAUCUACCCGGAAGAACAGAUAAUGAAAUCAAGAAUAACUGGAAUACCCACAUCAAGAAAAAGCUUAGAAAAAUGGGCAUUGAUCCUCUUACCCACAAGCCAUUCCCUACCAGUGAACCACCCCCACCACCACCACCUCAAGAACAACAAGAAGUGCAAGAACAGCAACAAGCACAAUCUUACUCCACAAAUGCCAUGGCUGAAUUGGAACAAAACAAGGAAACCGAAACAUCUGUGCAAUCAAGCACUACUGAAGAGACAAAAGUAGAGGAAGAAAAAAGAAUGACAAGCACAUUUGAGACAAUGGAGCCGAUGAAUUAUGGCUUUUGCAUUGAUGAUGUUCCCUUAAUUGAACCCCAUGAGAUGCUGGUCCCUUGUACUGCCGCACCUUCUUCCUCUUCAUCAACAAUAACAACAACAUCUUCAUCUUCCUCAUCUUCCCAUGGCCCAUACAAUAACUUAUUCCUUGAAGGCUUUCAAUUCGCAGAUUUUGAGUGGCCUGAUAAUGAUAUUGACUGGUGGGUUGAUGACUUAAGUAGUUGUUGGGACUUGUUAAUUAACGAUGUUGAUUCUGACAGAAAGCAAGUAGAUGCUCUUGAUGAUCAUUAUCCUCAUGCUCCUAUCAAUCAGUACCCAGAAAUGGUUUUGGAUAAAGAUUCUUCGACAUAUGGGAUCCUGUAAUUUCAAAAAAGAAAAGACAAAAAAAAAAGGGCUUACUUUAGUUA
Hevea brasiliensis (rubber tree) is the source of this 1172-nucleotide messenger RNA. RefSeq names its product transcription factor MYB20. Bases 166 to 1128 code for a protein of 320 amino acids. Lineage: Eukaryota; Viridiplantae; Streptophyta; Magnoliopsida; Malpighiales; Euphorbiaceae. The transcript has 3 exons. The record is from RefSeq and is a predicted model, not a curated record.